Molecule: messenger RNA, 2540 nt
Organism: Amphibalanus amphitrite
Lineage: Eukaryota; Metazoa; Arthropoda; Thecostraca; Balanomorpha; Balanidae
Exons: 6
Coding region: 529-2280 (583 amino acids)
Biological process (GO): DNA integration
Molecular function (GO): nucleic acid binding
Source: RefSeq, a predicted model, not a curated record
AGAUCCUGUCGCCUGCGGCAGGUCCAUAUUGGUGCAUUGUUCGCGGUUCCGCUGAGCUGAGGGCUUGCUGGGCCAGCGCUCUCCAAUCCGAUGGGGACCGGAUGGCGGAUAGCAUUCGCAAACAUGUCUUAGUUAUUAGGGGCGAUACCACAUGUUACCGGGGCUGAGCGUGAGAACGUUGCCGUCUCACGUGAAAGACGUGAAAGACGUGAACAUCGUAAGCAAACGGCACAUGGAAGCUCAAGUCAACGCUACGACGGUCAGCAUCUGGAGCUGCCGGCCUUGGUGGUGGACACCAACGGACCGAACCUGCUCGGCCGAGAUUGGCUGAGAGUCUUGAAGCUCAACUGGCAAGACAUCAAGCAGGAAGCAGGUGGAGGAACAGCUGGAGGCAGAAGUGGAAGCUGGUAUCCUGGAGCCAGUUCGAACAUCCGAGUGGGCCUGUCAGAUUGUGCCCAUUGUGAAGCCGGACGGUACCGUCGUCUGGCGUUCGGAGUCUCGUCAGCUGUGGGAAUUUUCCAGCGCGAGAUGGAGAGACUGCUGGCGGGAGUCCCCGGAGCCUUCAUAUAUCUGGAUGACAUCUUGCUGUGUGGACACGACGAAGACGAGCUUCUGCAGCGGCUGGAACGUGUUCUGCGGCUCUUCCAGGAGGCAGGACUCAAGCAUCAUCACCGAGUGCGUUCGGAGGAGGGAGAUGUGCUGCUCAUCAAUCAUCUGGAGGAGACUGGCAUCCUCAGUCCGGACAAGUUAGCCGUGCUCACCAAUAGAGACCCUGUUCUGAGUCGAGUCUUACACUGCAUUCGGACUGGUUGGCCAGACAAACCUGAUGACGCACUAAAGCCGUUUGCAAUGCGCCAAACAGAGCUGCACACUGUCAAAAACGUGAUAAUGUGGGGUACUCGAGUGGUAAUACCGGAUACCGCUCGUAGAUCUAUACUCACUGAGCUGCACAGCUGUCAUUUUGGAAUGGUAAAGAUGAAGGCCCUCGCUCGUACCGCUGUAUGGUGGCCUGGAAUUGAUAGGGAUGUGGAGACUCUGGCCGCGCGGUGUUACAUGUGCCGAGUUCAUAGCCCGAGCCCGCCGAAGGAGGAGCUGCAUCCCUGGCAGUAUCCUCCAAGGAGCUGGUCCAGACUCCACAUAGAUUUUGCUGGACCGAAGAAUGGGAAGUAUUUUUUGGUCCUAGUGGACGCGCAUUCAAAAUGGAUUGAAGUGGCUAUGAUGAACUCGAUGGAGGCAAAGUCUACCGUGAAGACACUGACAGGCAUGUUCGCGCGUUUCGGUCUACCGGACGUUAUUGUGAGUGACAAUGCGCCCACGUUUACCAGCUCUGAGUUUCAGCAGUUCCUGACUCGGAACCGGAUCGAUCACCGUACCAUCGCACCCUACUGUCCACAGUCCAACGGCCUGGCGGAGAGAGCGGUCCGUGAGCUAAAGGUUCGACUGGACAAACUGUCUGAUGUGUCUUAUCUUUCCAUGCAGGAAGUCAUCGACAAAUGGCUGUUCCUGUACAGAGUCACGCCGCACGCCACCACCGGAGAGACGCCUGGCCAACUUCUUCUGGGGUACAAGCCCAUCACAAGGUUGGACAAGCUGAAACCAGACAUUGAAGGUAAAGUGAGGCAGAAUCAGUUGGCGCAGGUGCAAGGCCACAGGCGAAAAUGUCCGACAAAAAGGCAACCAUUUGAGAUUGGUCAAUUGGUUUGGGCAAGACAGUAUGGCAGACAUGCCCCAUUGUGGGCAACAGCGGUCGUAAAGAAGUGUUUACAUCCACUGUACUGGGUCGUGUUAAACGGUCAGAUGCAAAAACGUCACAUGAAUCAAUUGUGUGCGCAGGACGUGACUGCACCGGAGCCGGAGGUGACUGCACCGGAGCCGGAGGUGACUGCACCGGAGCCGGAGGUGGCUGCGGAUCGGCGGACGGUGGACCUCGCUCUGAUGCCGGCGCCGCUUCAGCAGCCGCUGAAUCCUGCUGCUGCCGACGGCGACGGCGAGUGCUCGCCAUCUCGGCAAACGAGCCUCCGGUGUGCCGCACCGUCUGCGGCCGGGGCGUCCGAGUGUUCCGCUGCCGAGUCGGCUGGCGGUGCUGCACUGGCCGCCUCUGCCGAGCGGCGCUCACCGGCGGCCGCUGUGGGACGGCCAUCGACUGGUGAUGCGGGCGAGUGUGUAUCGAUUGGCAGUGAUACGUUGGAGCAUGCACCGCGUCAAGCUCCUGAGAAUCCUGAACAAUCGCGGCGCUAUCCUGUGCGAGAGCGGCGACCGGUUCAACUAUAUCCUGCGUAGGGUGUUUCCGGGUGUCCAUUGUGUUGUUUAUGUUUGGUAGUCUCAAUUUAGUUGGCCAUUUUUGUUGAUAGUGGAAAUUUGGGGUGGAGGUGUUGUGGCUGGGAUUGGCUGUGCCGUGCCGGCCAGCUGGGCUAGAUAGCCUGAGGCGCUGAUGGCGUGACCUGGCGGCCGGCGUCCGGCGGCCGCGCGGCUGGGUGUGCCAGUCUGUGCCCGGUGCCCACACGGGCUGGUGUCGUGACGACAAUACAGUGCUGCUUGGA